Messenger RNA from Euleptes europaea (tarantolino), 2262 nucleotides. RefSeq names its product kelch like family member 33 (gene KLHL33). Gene Ontology annotation, molecular function: protein binding. The transcript is spliced from 4 exons. Bases 1 to 2262 code for a protein of 753 amino acids. NCBI's taxonomy places the organism in Eukaryota, Metazoa, Chordata, Lepidosauria, Squamata, Sphaerodactylidae. The record is from RefSeq and is a predicted model, not a curated record.
AUGUCAUGCAGUAAGAACCUCCCAGAGGGUGCAGAGGGACACACAACGGACCAGCAUUGGGAACUGAGGAGCGAGGGUCAUGCAGACGGGUUCUUUAUGUCGGCGUGCCAGCUGAGGGAACAGCAACAUCUUCUGGAUGUGACUGUGACUUUAGGCCUAAGGGACUACGAAGCUCACGGCGUCAUCCUUGCCGCCGUCAGCUCUGUCUUCCGGCAACGUUUAGAGCACGGAGAGCAAGGCGCGGUGGAGCUGGAUGGGGUAACCACAGCACACGGCUGGGAAGCCAUUUUGAAUUUCGCCUACACUGGGCAGCUGGAGGUCAUGCCAGAAACAGCCGAGGAGGUGUUAGACGCGGCGGAGGCCCUGGGCGUUCCUCGUGCGGCUGAGAUUUGCAAGGCGAUAUUGAUUGGGACAGAGACGGAGGAGCGGCUCAGUCCGUCUGAAGAGAAAUGGGAGACGCUACGGAACUUGGAGGAGCUGUACAAAGAAGGUGUCGGCUGGGACCUGGCGCUUCAAGCUGAGGCAGAUACCUAUCAAGUUCACCGCCUCGCCUUGGCUUGCGGCUGCGAGUUCUUCCACGCCAUGUUCACCAGCGGCAUGAAGGAAUCCCGACAGGCGGGCACCCCCCUCUGCACCCGCUUUACUUCGGCUGAUCUGGGCCUGGUCGUCUCCUUUGCGUACUCAGGUGUGGUGGCAGGCGGGUGGGACGACCUCUUCGACGCUGCGCAGGCAGCUCUACAAUAUCAGGUCUCAGGCAUCUUGGAACUCUGCCUGGAUUUUUUCCAGUGCAAGCUGUGCCCCGAAUCUAGCUUGGAUGUCCUAUCCUUCGCCCGUGCUUACGGCCUGCACGAGCUGGAAAACACCGUCAAUGACUUCGUAUUAAGGAACUUUGUUCAUGUCUCAGUGACGCCCAAGUUCUUGGACCUCCCAGUCAACCAGCUGGUGGACUUCCUCAGCUCUGAUGCCCUUUACGUCCUCAAUGAGCUAGAGGCCUUCCAAGGAGCCGUCCGCUGGCUGGAUGCUGACCGGGCUGGGCGGAUGAACUGCGCCGAGAAAGUAAUGCGCUGCGUCCGGUUCCCUCUGAUGUCGACUCGGGAGCUUAAGCAAGUGCGGGCGGUAGACAUGAUGGCCGCCCCAGGCCGCCUCUAUAACGUCCUGGUUGAAUCUUUAUCCAGUCUCCCUCCAGGCCCUUCCAAGUUGGAGCAGCUCCCUUGCCGGGUGAGGUACCCCAAGAAGGUGAUUGUCCUCACGGGAGGGGACUGCCUGACAAAGAACAUGGCCACACGCAACCCCACCGAGGACGUCUGGUUCUCCCACCGCUUUGUCAGCGGCAUUGGAUUGGUGAAGCUUAUCGAGUGGCGUCGCCUCGGAGUACUCCCGGACGGGCCACGUUUUCGGCAUGCCGUGGCCGUCAAGGACAAUGUGAUGUACAUCCUUGGUGGGAAACACUACUACGGAAUCAGGGAUACCAUGCGCUCAGUAUUCAAGUUCGAUCCUUUCUGUGGGAGUUGGGAACGUCUAGCCGAUAUGACGAGCUUCCGGAGCUAUUUCCCUGCUGUCUUCCAAGAUGGACUCCUCUAUGCGCUGGGAGGAAGCUCCAGAGAUGCCUACUGCUUGGACUCAGCUGAGUGUUACGAUCCUCGUAACAAUGCUUGGAGGUCAUGUGAGCCUCUGCCUGCUGCCGUCUGUGGCCACGCUGCCUGUGUCCUGGACGGAUCCAUCUACGUCUCUGGGGGCAGCGACGGCUCCUGCCGCUGCCUCUCGGCCCUGAUCCAGUAUUGCCCCGGGGCCCCAUCCAUCCCGCGGGCAUCCAUGAUCGAGGAGCGAGCGGGCCACAUCAUGGAAGCGCUGGACGGGCGCCUGUACGUGGCGGGCGGCCUGCGGUGGCGGGACGGCCACGGCGGUUAUGCCGAUCAGCUGGCCUGCGAGGUGUACAGCACGGGCCAGGAUGUGUGGGUCGCCCUCAGUCCUCUGCCCCAGGCUCACGUCAUCGCCGCUGCCACGUUCCUACAAGGGGAGCUCUACAUCCUGGGAGGCUACAGCCACAAUACCUACCGCGAUACUCACCUGAUCCACUGCUACAACCCGACCCACAACCGCUGGGUCAGUAUAGGGACGCUUCCUCAGGCCUACGCCGACCUCAAGGCUUGCAUUUUGGAAGUCCCUCACUCACUCAGGAAAAAGGAUCUCCCGCUCUCAGAUACCACCAUGUUGGAAAUCUCAGAUGAUCCUUCUGCUGCGUCCGUACACCAACUUUCCUGA